UAGAUCCUUUGCAAUCAUUACUCCAGGCAUCGUGGAGAAGCCAUGGGUAAAGGUAGCAGGAAAUUGGGAGAGAAGCUGGGAAAAUGGGCAGAGGCUCUGGUGUCAGGUUAAGGUGAUGGGAUUUUAUUUUAAGGUAAGACAAGAGCAUUAAACCAUUUUAAGGAGGGAAGUGCCACUAUCAGGACUUAGUUUAGAAGUACUCUUAAGAUAUGCCUUGGAAAUGUUAAAGGACAAAGUGAGAUGAUCAGAUUUGCCUUCUAGAAAGAAUUACUUGUCUAAAAGGAGCUAAAGGAACCCUAGAGUAUCUAAGGAGGGCACCAAAGUAAGGUGUUAAGAAGAGCAACAAGAUGAGAUAUGCAUUUUGAAGGAAUUACUCCUCUAAAGAAGUUUAAAAAGGUAUAAAUGGACAGGUAAGUGGGGAGCCAGAGGAAACUUAGAGUCAAAGUAAGAGCCUCCACCAUGUUCCCCAUCCGCUUCAUUUGCCAGUGCUGCAAGCAGCCGCUAAAGCUGAAUCAGUCCAUGGAGACCUCAGGUCUUGAGACCACCCAAGAACCUACAGCUUCCACACUCUCAGCUCAGUGGGAGCCAGGAGAAACCCUGGAAAGAGGCCCUGCCUCCAAGGCAGAGACAGAUACUGAGAAGCUGCAGGAUAGUACCUCCUGCUCCACCCUCCCUGGAGAUGAUGGCAAGAUGUCCAGGGACAGUUCUAGCAACUUCAUCUUACUUGGAGAGUUUGCCCCUACAAGUAUGCUCAGUAACGCCCAGAAGACUGCUGGGGACAUUUUUGACAUCCUGACUGGUGAAAGAGAUGUGGACCACGCCCUGUGUGAGGACUGUACUGACAAACUUUUAGAGGAGCUGGACACCCAACUCAUUCUCACAGAAACAGAGAACCAGAACUACAAACAUUGGAGGAAGAGAAUACAUGACGGGGAGCUGGAGACACUGCAGGAGGAGCUGGAGGGCCUGGAGCUGGAGGAAGCAAGGCUGGCUCAAGAGCUGGAGGAGGUGGAGAAGAACCAAAAAAGAGUAGCAGAGGAUCUUGAGGCAGCCCGAGCAGAGACUCAAGUGCUGGACCAGCAGGAUGAGCAGCACUGGAGGGACUACAGUAACUUACAAUGGCAGCAACUGGAACUGCAGGAUGAGCUGACCAGCAGGAGGAACCAGCUGGUACGUGCCCAGAUCCAGUGGGACUGGCUGAAGAAGACCAAUGUCUUCAGUGCCACCUUUGAGAUCAGGGAUGAUGGCCCUGUGGGCAUCAUCAAUAGCUUCAGAUUGGGCUGCCUCCCCACUGUCCCCGUGAGCUGGAAUGAGAUCAACAUGGCCUGGGGACAGACAGCCUUGCUACUUCAUGCCCUGUCCAACAAGAUUGGGCUGGAGUUUCAGAGGUAUCAACUCUUCCCCUGUGGAAACCGGUCCUAUCUGAAGUCUUUAACAGAUGACGCCAUUGAGCUGCCAUUGUUCUGCAUCACGGGGCAGAUUACUUGCUUGGAUGUCAAAUUUGACCUCGCAAUGAUGGCUUUUUUGGACUGUAUGCAGCAGUUCAAGGAAGAGGCUGAGAAAGGCAAGUGGGGUCUCUGCCUGCCCUGCAAGAUUCAUGUGGAAAAUGGCCUGAUGGAAGACUCUGGAAGCACUGGUGAGUUCUAUUCCAUCAGAACCUGCCUGAACACGGAGGAGCAGUGGACAAAGGCACUCAAGCUCGUGCUUAUAAAUUUUAAGUGUAGUCUUGCUUGGCUGUCUUUAAAAUAUUGUCAAAAAUAACUUUCUAUGAGGGAGAGGGAGAUUUUUUUUGCUUUAAACUAUUUGUGACCAUAUCACAAUUGUAAAAUUGGAAGAGAUAACAUGCUUAUAACUUUAAAAAGUUAAUGGCAACAGGGGCA
This is a messenger RNA of Felis catus (domestic cat), 1880 nucleotides long. RefSeq names its product beclin 2 (gene BECN2). Bases 460 to 1761 code for a protein of 433 amino acids. The record is from RefSeq and is a predicted model, not a curated record. Gene Ontology annotation, biological process: autophagy; cellular response to nitrogen starvation; late endosome to vacuole transport. The transcript has a single exon. Lineage: Eukaryota; Metazoa; Chordata; Mammalia; Carnivora; Felidae. Gene Ontology annotation, cellular component: phagophore assembly site; phosphatidylinositol 3-kinase complex, class III, type I; phosphatidylinositol 3-kinase complex, class III, type II.